Molecule: messenger RNA, 717 nt
Organism: Staurois parvus
Lineage: Eukaryota; Metazoa; Chordata; Amphibia; Anura; Ranidae
Source: the annotation of a GenBank genome assembly
UACCUGGUCCUCGGUCCAGCGCUGUACAGUCUUCCCACCUGCCGGCUUCUUCCCGCUCCUGCAUCUGUCACAGCCGGGUGCCCACUGCGCAUGCGCGAGAAGCACAGCAGUUUGUGAAUGGUCCGGCGUCUUCUGGAACACAUGACAGGUCCCAGAAGACGCCGGGCAAUUCACAAAGUGCUGCACUUCUCACGCAUGCACAGUCCGCAGUCUCUUGAUCAUCCCCUGUACUGUCCGCAGUCUCUGGUGAUCUCCUGUACUGUCCGCAGUCUCUGGUGAUCUCCUGUACUGUGUCCGCAGUCUCUGGUCAUCUCCUGUAGUAUGUCCGCAGUCUCUGGUCAUCCCCUGUACUAUGUCCGCAGUCUCUGGUCAUCUCCUGUACUGUGUCCGCAGUCUCUGGUCAUCUCCUGUACUGUGUCCGCAGUCUCUGGUCAUCUCCUGUACUGUGUCCGCAGUCUCUGGUCAUCUCCUGUACUGUGUCCGCAGUCUCUGGUCAUCUCCUGUACUGUGUCCGCAGUCUCUGGUCAUCUCCUGUACUGUGUCCGCAGUCUCUGGUCAUCUCCUGUACUGUGUCCGCAGUCUCUGGUCAUCUCCUGUACUGUGUCCGCAGUCUCUGGUCAUCUCCUGUACUGUGUCCGCAGUCUCUGGUCAUCUCCUGUACUAUGUCCGCAGUCUCUGGUCAUCUCCUGUACUGUGUCCGCAGUCUCUGGUCAUUUC